This is a messenger RNA of Hyaena hyaena (striped hyena), 2389 nucleotides long. Its product is annotated as transmembrane protein 132C-like. NCBI's taxonomy places the organism in Eukaryota, Metazoa, Chordata, Mammalia, Carnivora, Hyaenidae. The record is from RefSeq and is a predicted model, not a curated record. Bases 151 to 2310 code for a protein of 719 amino acids. The transcript has 7 exons.
UUGGGCGCCCAGACCAGCGAGCCCCAGCACUGGGACGUCAAGCAGGAGACGGGCGGCGGCGGGAAGCACUCGACCACCACCGUGCUGUGCCAGCGCCUGGCGCCCGGCACACGAGACAGAAGCAGCAGCUCGUUCAGCGAGGUCGUGCGGAUGAACUUCGAGAUAGCCAGCUUCAGCAGCCUCUCGGGGACGCAGCCCAUCGCCUGGCAGGUGGAGUACCCGAGGACAGCGACCACAGACACGGCUGUAUCCGAGAUCUUCGUCAGCCAGAAGGACCUGGCAGCCAUCGUCCCCCUGGCCACGGACACGGAGAUUCUGAACACCGCCGUACUCACAGGAAAGGCGGUAGCCCUGCCCAUCAGGGUGGUGUCUGUGGAGGAAGAUGGUGCCGUGACCGACGUCUCGGAGCUGGUGGAGUGUAAGUCCACAGACACGGAUGUCCUCAAGGUGUCUGACGGCUGUGAUUACGUGUUUGUCAACGGCAAGGAGAUAAAGGGCCAGGUGGAUGCGGUGGUGAACUUCACCUACCAGCACCUGAGUGCCCCCCUGCACAUCACCGUGUGGGUGCCCCGACUGCCUCUGCAGAUCGAGGUCUCGGACACAGAGCUGAGCCAGAUUAAAGGCUGGAGGGUCCCCAUUGUGGCCAGUAAGAGGCCCACACGGGAGAGCGAGGAUGGAGACGAUGAAGAGCGCCGGGGCCGAGGCUGUGCCCUGCAGUACCAGCACGCCGCCGUGCGGGUGCUCACGCAGUUUGUGGCCGAGGGCGCCGGCGCGUGGGGCCAGCCCAGCCGCCUGCUGGGCCCCGACUGGCAGGCGGACGUCACCCACCUGGUCGCAGACUUCAUGAAGCUGGAGGAGCCUCGCGUGGCCACGCUCCAGGACAACCGGGUGCUGGUCGGGCGGGAGGUCGGCAUGACCACCAUCCAGGUACUGUCCCCGCUGUCAGACUCCAUCCUGGCAGAGAAAACGGUCACCGUGUUGGAUGACAAGGUGUCAGUGACGGACUUGGCCAUCCAGCUGGUGGCCGGGCUGUCUCUCACCCUCCACCCCAGUGCAGAGGACAGCAAGACCAUCACAGCGGUGGCCACCGCUCAGGAGCUGCUUCGGACUCCCAAGCAGGAAGCCGUGGUCAGCACGUGGCUCCACCUCAGCGACGGCUCGGUGGCGCCCCUCGACAUCUACGACACCAGGGACUUCGCCCUGACGGCCACCUCCCUGGACGAGGCCGUCGUGUCCAUCCCCCAGGCCCGCUCCCCCAGGUGGCCGGUUGUGAUGGCCGAAGGGGAAGGCCAGGGGCCCCUGGUCCGUGUGGACAUGACCAUCGCGGAGGCGUGCCAGAAGUCCAAACGCAAGAGCGUCCUGGCCGUGGGCGUGGGCAGCGUCAGGGUCAAGUUCGGCCAGAACGACGCCGACUCGAGUCCCGGAGGGAACGGCGACGAGGGCGAGAUCAAGAACCAUGCCAGUGACCGCCGGCAGAAGGCUCAGGAGCCCGAGGGGCCCCCGCACGGCGGCUCGUCCGUGGAGCGCGAGGAAGGCGCCCUGCGCAGGGGCGGCACCACGGCCCGGCCGCCGCUGGACCGCAGGGUAGUGACGAGCGGCCGGCCGGACUUGGGCAGGCCGUCCGGGGAGGGCCCCCUGCAGAGCAUCCCCUUGGACUUCACCAACUUCCCGGCCCGGGUGGACGUGCCCGGCGCGGGGAGCGGGCUGGGGGCCAGCGACCUGGUGCAGACGCCCCGGGGCCUGAGCGACCUGGAGAUCGGCAUGUACGCCCUGCUGGGCGUCUUCUGCCUGGCCAUCCUCGUCUUCCUCAUCAACUGCGCCACGUUCGCCCUCAAGUACCGGCACAAGCAGGUGCCGCUGGAAGGCCAGGCCUCCGUGACCCACUCGCACGACUGGGUGUGGCUGGGCAACGAGGCCGAGCUCCUGGAGCACGCGGCCGAGGGCUCCCUGCCGCGAGACGAGCACACGACGGCCCUGGACCGCGGGCCGGGCAGCAGCGAGGAGAGCGGCCGUCUGCUGCUGGACGGCGGCGCCCAGCAGCACGUGCAAGGCCAGGUGCACAGGCCGGACCCGGGGGGCGGGCGGGCCAGGGACCCGAAGCCCGAGCCCCUGCACUCGCCCACCUCCAGAAGGAAGAAGGUGAAGUUCACCACCUUCACCACCGUCUCGCCGGACAGCGGCUGCCCCACCGUGAACUCCAUCCUGGGCGGUGGCGGGGGCGAGGACAUCAAGUGGGUGUGCCAGGACGUGGCCGCGGGCGCCCCCCGGGAGCUCAGACACUACCUGGAGAAAUUCAAGGAACAGGCAUAGGCCCCUCGCUGGGCUCCACAGCGGGUCCGGCUGCAGGGCGUCCCCUUCCCACCAAGAGGCUGCGCGAGUCCUGGGGCCU